UGAGCGGGACUCCACCUCUACCCUUAACUACCCCUUGGGCUCUUAGCUCCUCCCUCCCUCCACUUAAUUGCUCCUCUAUUCCUCGGGUCACCGACGACCGGAGGCAGGCUAGGGGUGGGCGAGCAGCGGGAAGAAGUAGGAGGGACAGGCAGCUGAAGCUGGGGUAGGGGAACUUUUCACUGUAAUGAUAGGAAGAGAAUUGAGUGGGUCUUAUCUUCCCAUUCCGUGCUGGAAAACCUAAAGAACAGUUCUUCCCGUGGAAAACAGACAUUGCUUGUCAGAGCCACCCCACUUAAAGAAGCCAGACUUCAGGGUUUUGUUUUUGUUUUUCUCGUGCUCAGGAGGUGUCUGGAGAAGUGAUGGCAAAAAAGACUGACUCUUGAAGCCUGAUACCCCAACAUCUCCAUCUGCCAGUGCAGCUGAUCUGACCUGAUGGCUUUUUAUUUCUUACUGAGAAUAGCUAAGGCCCUCUGGCUCUUGACUGUUUUGAAUGCCAUGGAAAAUUCAGAGUUUGCGAAAUUUGAAUGCCAGAAAGAAGUAUCUGCUUGCAGAAAUGACCAGGUUGAGAUAAUCUGCAAAAGCACCAUGGACUUUGAUAGUAUAGACUUGUUUUUCCGUAGUGACAAGAAAGACGAAGAACUCCUCUUCAGCAUGACCACAGUAGGAGAGUCUCACCUUCAGCAUGGGAUGCGUCUCAGAUUUAAGAAUCAAGAAGCCACGUUGGUGAUUCAGAACAUCCAAUUUUCCCAUUGUGGAGUCUACCGGUGGCAUCUUUCAGGCCAAGGGUCCUCAAAUAAGUUCACUACACUAACUGUUUCAGAACCCCCUACAAUCUCCAAGGAAAAUGGCUGUCUGAUCUGCAGAGCAACCAAUGUAAAGGCAGGGAGAAGAAUCAUCUGGUCCAAUGACCUGCCAAGAAGGCAGACGGAGUUCACAUCCACUCAGGAUGCCACAGGCCUAUUCAAUCUCAGCAGCUCUCAACUCUGGAAUGACAGUUUCUAUAGUAAUCCACCAUGCUGUAAAGUCAUGGAUGAGAAGGGCUCCCAAGAACUUUGUGCACAAACUUGCUAUACCAGUGCCAUCGUGGAAAAGUCCUCAGAGGUGAAGCAAUUUCCCCUGUUCAUCAUGGCUCAAGAAGGGGACACAAUCAAUAUCACCUGCACUACCACUGGAAAAUCAUCUGGGCUCUACUUGAAGCGAAGUACCAUCAGGCUUAUAGAAGUGAUCCAUUUCUCAAAAAAAAACAAAUCCAUCAUAACAAAAAGUUACGAGAAUCGUACCAUCGUCUCUGGGUCCCUGAAUAACUUAAUGAUCACAAUAACCAAUGUACAAUUGAAUGACACUGAUGUCUAUACGUGCGAAGCCACAACAUCUGACAACCUCCUGGGAACUGGCACCAUAGUGGUGGUAACAGAAAAAAAAUGGAAAAAAGAGGACGGAAACCUGAAGAAUUCACAGGUGGAGGUGGUCUUGAUUGUGAUAUCUUUCUUCAUUGGGCUGGCCCUGUGGCCACUGUUCAUGAUGAUGAAGAAGUGGGUGCACAAAGUAAGAAGGACUCAGAAUCCAUCAGGUAGCGUGUAUGAAGACAUGUCCUAUGCCAUGCAACGCAACACUACAUUCCAGGACAAUCAGUACAGCUGACUAGCCUCACCGUGGAGAUCAAGCAAGGGUACCCUACAGAAAGACAAGUUCUUUUCUCAUUCUGUAGUUUCUCUCUGCCUUGGAAUGGGGAAUUCAGCCUCCAGAAAAAACAGCCAACACAAAUCAUCCUAGGGUAAAGGAGUUUAAGUUGUCUAGCAGAUUUUAAAUUUCAUAGGAUUAGAAAUGGAAGAGAUCAGGUCCAGCGUACAUCAACCUACUCCCAUUCCAUUUUGCGCCACACACAGCAAUUACCAGAACUGAGAUUUGCCCCCCAGAUCAUAUAGGUGGAGCAGAGGGUGGAGGUGAGAGACUUUUGGAAGGGGGAAGGAAUACUAAUAAUGUUGCCCCCAAAAAAAAGUACAAAAAAAAGAAAUUAGGUCAUUGAAUUGUCUUUUAAAACAUACAAAAGAGAAAAGAAAAGAGUUCAGAAGAAAACAAACAUUGAGAUUUGAGUAUGGGAAGGAGUCUGCACUUAGGCUACAGCUGUAGGAGAAAGGACUAUUUGUCUUAACAUCAACAUUCUUUGUGGUAGCAUUGUGCUAAGCGAUCUACUUCCUCACUGUUCUGUGUCAUAUUGCUAUGAGUCUGGACCCUUUGUGAAUAAGCACUUUGUCAAAAAUAAGAAGAAGAAGAAUAAAAAGAUCUAUGAAGCUGGCACCCUUAGA
Messenger RNA from Phascolarctos cinereus (koala), 2306 nucleotides. RefSeq names its product CD7 molecule (gene CD7). NCBI's taxonomy places the organism in Eukaryota, Metazoa, Chordata, Mammalia, Diprotodontia, Phascolarctidae. Gene Ontology annotation, molecular function: signaling receptor activity. Gene Ontology annotation, cellular component: membrane. Gene Ontology annotation, biological process: adaptive immune response. The record is from RefSeq and is a predicted model, not a curated record.